UGCGGCUGCGCGGCGGCCAGGGUGCCGUCGGGCUGGGCGGUGGUCGGGCGGACGAGAACCCGGUUUGAUUCUGGUGGAAGCAACGUGAGCCGGGCCGCGGCUACCAUGUCGGCGCCGUCUGAGGAGGAGGAAUACGCGCGGCUGGUGAUGGAGGCGCAGCCUGAGUGGCUGCGCGCCGAGGUGAAGCGGUUGUCGCACGAACUGGCGGAGACCACACGCGAAAAGAUCCAGGCGGCCGAAUACGGGCUGGCGGUACUCGAGGAGAAACAUCAGCUCAAGCUGCAAUUCGAGGAGCUGGAGGUGGACUACGAGGCCAUCCGCAGCGAAAUGGAGCAGCUAAAGGAGGCAUUUGGACAGGUGCAUACGAACCACAGGAAGGUGGCUGCGGAUGGUGAGAGCCGGGAAGAGAGUCUGAUCCAGGAGUCGGCCUCCAAGGAGCAGUAUUACAUGCGCAAGGUGCUGGAGCUGCAGACGGAGAUGAAGCAGUUGCGCAACGUGCUUACCAAUGCACAGUCGGAGAGCGAGCGUCUAGCCUCUGUGGCUCAGGAGCUGAAGGAGAUCAAUCAGAACGUGGAGCUCCAGCGGGGCCGCCUUCGGGAUGACAUCAAGGAAUACAAGUUCCGGGAGGCCCGCCUGUUGCAGGACUACUCAGAGCUGGAGGAGGAGAACAUCAGCCUGCAGAAGCAGGUGUCUGUGCUCAGGCAGAACCAGGUAGAGUUUGAGGGCCUCAAGCAUGAGAUCAAGCGUCUGGAGGAGGAGACCGAGUACCUCAACAGCCAGCUGGAGGAUGCCAUCCGGCUCAAGGAGAUCUCAGAGCGGCAGCUAGAGGAGGCACUGGAGACAUUGAAGACGGAACGGGAACAGAAAAACAGCCUGCGCAAGGAGCUGUCGCACUAUAUGAACAUAAAUGACUCCCUUUAUACCAGCCACCUGCAUGUUUCCCUGGAAGGCCUCAAGCUCAAUGAUGAUGCUGAGACCCUGGCCAAUGGCUUUGAGCACAGCUGCCUGGCCAAGCUGCCACUGGACAACAAGACCUCUACACCCACCAAAGAUGGCCUGGCCCCACCUUGCCCCAGCCUCGUGUCUGACCUCCUCAGUGAGCUCAAUCUCUCUGAGAUCCAGAAGCUAAAGCAGCAGCUAAUGCAGGUGGAGAGGGAGAAGGCAGGCCUGUUAGCAACACUGCAGGAUGCACAGAAGCAGCUGGAGCAGGCUCGGGGGACCCUCUCAGAGCAGCGUGAGGAGGUGAAACGCCUCACAGAGAGCCUGAGUGCUCUGCAGUGCCUGCAGGCUGGCAAGGAGCGGCGCACAGCCUUGGACAGUGAGAAGGAGCACGACAGCCAUGAGGAUGGUGACUACUAUGAGGUGGACAUCAAUGGGCCUGAGAUUCUGGCCUGCAAGUACCGAGUAGCUCUGGCAGAGGCUGGUGAGCUCCAGGAGCAGCUGAAGGCCCUACGCAGUGCACAUGAAGCCAGUGAGGCUUGGCAUGCUGAGGAGAAGGGCCGACAUGAGGCAGAGAGCCAGGAGCUUAUUGAGAAGGUUUCCCUGCUGGAGAAGGCCAGCUGCCAGGACCGUGAGCUGCUGGCCCGGCUGCAGACAGAGCUGAAGAAGGUCAGUGAUGUCGCAGGUGAGACGCAGGGCAGCCUGAAUGUGGCCCAGGAUGAGCUGGUGACCUUUAGCGAGGAGCUAGCCAGCCUGUACCACCACGUGUGCAUGUGCAACAAUGAGACACCCACUCGUGUUGUGCUGGACUACUACCGUGAAGGUCCAGCCGGUGCUAGCCACUGCAGUCCUGAAGCACGUGGACACCGCUCACCUGUCCUACCCAAGGUGCCACUGGAUGCACAGAGUGGGGCUGGGGACAGCAGCCCCUUGCUGCCCUCACCCCUGAGUGACCCGCGUCGGGAGCCCAUGAACAUCUACAACCUGAUUGCCAUCAUCCGUGACCAGAUCAGGCACCUGCAGGCAGCUGUGGAUCGCACCACGGAGCUGUCACGGCAGCGCCUGGCCUCACAGGAGCUGGGCCCCGCCACAGACAAGGACCGGGAGGCACUCAUGGAGGAGAUCCUCAAGCUCAAGUCUCUGCUCAGCACCAAGCGGGAGCAGAUCACCACACUGCGUACGGUGCUCAAGGCCAACAAGCAGACAGCUGAGGUGGCCCUUGCCAACCUGAAGAGCAAGUACGAGAACGAGAAAGCUAUGGUCACUGAGACUAUGAUGAAACUGCGCAAUGAGCUCAAGGCCCUCAAGGAGGACGCAGCUACCUUUUCCUCGCUGCGCGCCAUGUUUGCCACCAGGUGUGACGAGUACAUCACACAGUUGGAUGAGAUGCAGCGGCAGCUGGCAGCCGCCGAGGAUGAGAAGAAGACACUCAACUCCCUGCUGCGCAUGGCCAUCCAGCAGAAGCUAGCACUGACCCAGCGGUUGGAGCUGCUUGAGCUGGACCAUGAGCAGACCCGGAGGGGCCGUGCCAAGGCUACCCCCAAAGUCAAGCCCAGCACCCCUAGUCGUUGUGUGGUACUGCGUUUUCUGAAGUUUCCUCCCAACAGGAAGAAGACCUCAGAAGAAAUAUUUCAGCAUCUACAGAACAUAGUAGACUUUGGCAAAAAUGUCAUGAAGGAGUUUUUGGGAGAGAACUACGUUCAUUGUGGGGAAGUGGUUCAGCUGCCUUUAGAUUUUGUGAAACAGCUUUGUUUAAAGAUACAGUCUGAAAGACCAGAAUCUCGCUGUGACAAGGACCUGGACACUCUCAGUGGUUAUGCUCUGUGCCUUCCCAAUUUAGCCAGACUUCAGACCUACCAUUUUGCUGAUCAUCGACCGAUCCUGUGUGUAGAGAUCAAGCCAAAAUGUGGGUUUAUUCCUUUAUCCAGUAAUGUUACGCAUGAGAUGAAACAUAAGGUGUGCCGUUACUGCAUGCACCAGCACCUCAAGGUGGCAACUGGGAAAUGGAAGCAGAUAAGUAAAUAUUGUCCCCUUGAUCUCUACUCAGGGAAUAAACAGAGAAUGUACUUUGCCUUGAAAAGCUUGUUGCAGGAGGCACAGAACAACUUAAAGAUAUUUAAGAACGGGGAGCUGAUUUACGGCUGCAAGGAUGCCCGCAGCCCCACGGCUGACUGGAGUGAGUUGGCACAUCACCUGAAACCUUUCUUCUUCCCAUCCAACGGCCUGGCCAGUGGGCCCCACUGCACGAGGGUUGUGAUCCGGGAGCUGGUGCGUGUCAUCACACGAGUGCUGCUUAGCGGCUCAGACAAGGGCUGGGCAAGUGCCCUGAGACUGGGGCCAGGGUCGCAGGGCCCAUGUGUCUGUGAAGCCAGCCCUUUCAGCAGGAGCCUGCCUCACCAAGGAAAAAGCAGCCUGGAGCGCUCGGGGUUACCGAAGGGCUGUCUUCUGUAUAAAACCCUUCAGGUGCAGAUGUUGGACAUGCUGGACAUUGAAGGUCUCUACCCUCUGUAUCGACGGGUUGAGAGGUACCUGGAGGAGUUUCCUGAGCAGAGAAAAACAUUGCAAAUAGACGGGCCUUAUGAUGAAGCAUUUUACCAGAAGCUACUCGAUCUUUCCACUGAGGAUGAUGGGACAUUGGCUUUUGCACUGACAAAGGUUCAGCAGUACCGGGUUGCCAUGACAGCAAAGGAUUGCUCCAUCAUGAUCUCACUCUCCCCUUGUCUUCAGGAUGAAAGCUCUGAUCAAAGGCCCAUCGUCCCUUCAUCAAGAUCCAGGUUUGCCUUCUCUGUGUCUGUACUGGACCUUGACCUUAAACCCUACGAGAGCAUCCCUCAUCAGUACAUACUGGAUGGCAAGAUAGUCAACUACUACUCAAAGACUGUACAUGCCAAAGACACCACCAUGAUGUCGCCUAGGUUUAAGGAAAGUGAAGAUUGUACAUUAGUUCUCCAUAAAGUCUAACUUUUUUCCUGUGGUCAUUGAAACUUGAACAUAAAAUGUGAAGGUUGAACAAUAGAUCUCUUUUCUUAUGUUGGGUGACUUUGGCUGUAAAUGGUUUUGUUUUCUAGCCGUUGUUCAGGUGGGACUGCUUCUGCCAGACACAGAAUGGAAGAAACAUCCUCCUGGACAGGGAAUGUCAAAUGUGAGACCGGUGGCAUUCUCUGUCCCAGACACCCCUCUGGACAGUUUGUCUUUUCCAGUGAAAGGUCAUGUGUAAUCUCCAAUGAAAAAAGCCUUAAGACCUGAGGUUUGGAUCUUCUACAAGACUCCUAACAGAAAACUUGAAUUGUGAUAUAUAUCUUACAAUUUGGACUUUUAAGAAACUCUUAAGAAAACAGGGAUACUACUGGAACUUUCCCAACUGAGUUUCUUGGGCACUUUUUAAUGCAAGCCACACAUCAUCACAGGUUUAGUGGUUCCCUGCUGCAGAGUGAUGUCUUCUUGGUGCAGAUGUCAGUUCUAAGCAGUGUGGACUCAGGGUUCCUGUGGAGGUGCCACCUCCAUUGUUCUGUGCAGGAUCAGCAAGGACUGUGGGACUCAGGUCAGGGGCAACACCACUCAUGCAAGUACUGACUUUCAUGAUUUCUUUCCUGAAUGACUUUGUCCUUAACUUUAGGGGAGACAAGGCAUUCUUUCUCACCUGAAGUUGCUGCUGUGGAAGCUGGAAGCAGAGCUGCAACACUGAGCUGCUAAACCUGGGGCAGCUCUGUUCCUCCCAGCUCUGUGUUCAUGGCAUUUUGCGGGGUUUGGGGAACCUCAACCAAUGCUGCCAGAGCCAGUCUUGAGUUCUCCUCCUCCCUGUACCUGUUUUUUCCUUGGGUUUCAUAGAGACAUGUGCUGUUUGCAGCCUCGAGUGGUGUGCUGGGCCACUUCUGGUCAGGUCUGCCCAAGGCCCUGCUUAUACAAGAUAGGCAUCUCCUGGCUGGCACCAAGAGGGUUUGUGAUGAUUCACCAAAAGUGUGCCUCGCUGCUAUGAAAAUUGUUGGGAAUCUUGGGCUUCAGUUUUUUAUUCUAUGGUGGGUUGUACAGAUUUAUUAUUUAUAUCAGUUUGAGGGAUUAAUGAAGGUUUAUUGUAAUAUAAUAGUGAAACCAUGGAAUUAUAUGAAAAUAAGAAUAUUUUGCUGAUUGUAAAUUUUUGUGGGGGACAUUUUCUGAUCACUUGAGAAUUACACUUGUUUGAAUUAA
This is a messenger RNA of Phyllostomus hastatus (greater spear-nosed bat), 5124 nucleotides long. Its product is annotated as inositol-pentakisphosphate 2-kinase. Gene Ontology annotation, molecular function: dynactin binding; inositol-1,3,4,5,6-pentakisphosphate 2-kinase activity; cytoskeletal adaptor activity. Gene Ontology annotation, biological process: inositol phosphate biosynthetic process; protein localization to organelle; regulation of microtubule cytoskeleton organization. The coding region runs from base 106 to 3900 and encodes 1264 amino acids. Lineage: Eukaryota; Metazoa; Chordata; Mammalia; Chiroptera; Phyllostomidae. Gene Ontology annotation, cellular component: nucleus; Golgi apparatus; cytosol. The record is from RefSeq and is a predicted model, not a curated record. The transcript is spliced from 19 exons.